Messenger RNA from Cynara cardunculus var. scolymus (artichoke), 763 nucleotides. RefSeq names its product ethylene-responsive transcription factor ERF011-like. Gene Ontology annotation, biological process: regulation of DNA-templated transcription. The record is from RefSeq and is a predicted model, not a curated record. Gene Ontology annotation, molecular function: DNA binding; DNA-binding transcription factor activity. Lineage: Eukaryota; Viridiplantae; Streptophyta; Magnoliopsida; Asterales; Asteraceae. The coding region runs from base 151 to 657 and encodes 168 amino acids. The transcript has a single exon.
AUAUGUAGAUGUAUAUAUAUAUCUGAUCAUGGCCGCCAAUUAAAUCUGUUGGAUUGAUUAUUUCGUUAUUAAUAGACACACCCAGAACUGUAUAGAGAAACAAGAAGAAAAGGUGUCGGUGCUGUUGAUUUGACUUUUUCUCCUAGAUCCAUGGAAGAGAUAGGCGGACGCGGUGGUGGAGGUGGCGAAUUAGACGGACGAUGUAAUAGUAGUAGUUGUCCAUCGACGGCCAAAAGGAAAAACGAUCAGAGGCCUUACAAGGGAAUACGGAUGAGGAAGUGGGGAAAGUGGGUGGCGGAAAUUAGGGAACCAAAUAAACGCUCCAGGAUUUGGCUCGGAUCCUACUCCACACCCAUCGCCGCGGCUCGAGCCUACGACACCGCCGUCUACCAUCUACGUGGUCCCUCCGCCCGCCUCAACUUCCCGGAAUUGCUGGCGUCCGAUGGUGGUCCACAUGAGUUGUCCGCCGCUUCUAUUCGGAAGAAAGCGACGGAGGUUGGGGCUCGCGUGGACGCUGAAACGAGUUGUACGUUGAUGAGUAGGAGUGGUACGCCUUCUGAACUCAAGCCCUGUUGGUUUCAAGAAAAGCCCGAUUUGAACAAGAUACCUAAACCCGAACCCGAGUCCGAAUACCCAGAUGGGGAUGAUAACUGGUGAAGGUGUUGAACAGAAGCUAAUUUUUUGGUCAAAAUCUUUUUCUUGGAAAAAAGAAUGAUAGGUUGUAAUUGGGGUUCUGGUGAAUAAAGACUCUUGUUCAAUAUUC